UCCACUAGAAAUUUGAGAAGUUCCGAAGUAAGAAAAGCUACAGGCGGAGAACCAGUUAACCACGCGAAAACGAAGAAAAUCUGAAAUGUCCGCUUUUCGAGCAAAAUUUCCUUCUGGAUCAAUAGCGAUUAGCUCAUAUAGAGACCAACAUUUUAAGGGGAGCCGAGCGGACCAGGAGAAAGCUUUGUUGACGUCCUCUACGUUAUACGUAGGAAAUCUCUCGUACUACACCACAGAGGAACAGAUCCACGAGCUGUUUGGGAAAUGUGGCGACAUCAAGCGAAUUGUCAUGGGGCUGGAUAAGGUCAAGAAAACGCCCUGUGGAUUCUGUUUUGUGGAAUACUAUACACGAGAGGACGCAGAGAAUGCAAUGAGGUACAUCAACGGAACAAGACUGGACGACCGGAUCAUUCGUACGGACUGGGAUCACGGCUUUAAGGAGGGACGACAAUACGGGAGGGGCAAAAGUGGGGGACAGGUCCGAGAUGAAUACAGAACAGAUUAUGAUGAAGGAAGGGGAGGAUAUGGAAAAAUAGUGGCUUCAAAGAUCAACCAAUCACGUGACCCCAUGUGAUCAUGUGAUCCCGACCUGUGAGGCUGUGUUUAAGUGUGUUUAUCAGACUGUUAUUUAAGGACAAGGCUACGAGAAACAGUCACUUUCCUGAUUAGGGAAAGAAUCCUCUUAAAAACUGCUAGCCCUACCUCAAAAACAAAAACUUCAUGUUAUGGAUGCUCUGUGCUCUAGGUGGAUUAUUUAUACUUUGUAUUUACAUAUUGAAGCAAUUAAUAUUGCACUUAAUAACCUACCAUCAUUUUUACCAACUUUCCAUUUUGCAAAGGAAUGACUUUAUAUGGCAGGAUGUACACAUCUAUUGACAGAAUAAGUUUUAAUCAUGAUUCAUUGCUUUUUUCGUUUGUCAUUACAUGUAUAUAUUUCUGUAUAAAGUAAAAAUAGUAUCAGAGUCA
Messenger RNA from Saccostrea cuccullata (small rock oyster), 966 nucleotides. RefSeq names its product nuclear cap-binding protein subunit 2-like. Gene Ontology annotation, molecular function: RNA cap binding. Lineage: Eukaryota; Metazoa; Mollusca; Bivalvia; Ostreida; Ostreidae. The transcript has 4 exons. Gene Ontology annotation, biological process: mRNA cis splicing, via spliceosome. The record is from RefSeq and is a predicted model, not a curated record. Gene Ontology annotation, cellular component: nuclear cap binding complex. Bases 86 to 574 code for a protein of 162 amino acids.